AGCGUACAGGGCAGUACAGAAAAGAGUGAGCAAACUACUACACUUACGAAGGCCUGUAUACAUAAAAAGCAUUGUAUAGACAAAUAAAACCAGAGCUCAGAUUGCAUCGAUAAACUUGGCUGAAGACUUUAUCUGAUUAGCGACUACAAACACGCAGAGAAAGAUGACCCAGGACUCAUCUGCAUUAAGAGAGGAAGGGAACAGUCAUUUUAAAGCAGGUGAUGUGCAACAAGCUCUCAGCUGCUACACUAAAGCUCUGAAGAUCAGCGACUGUCAGUCCCAGAGUGCAAUUCUGUACCGCAACCGUUCAGCAUGUUAUCUCAAAUUGGAAGACUAUGCCAAAGCAGAGGCAGAUGCCAGCAAAGCCCUGGAUGUAGACCAAGGUGAUGUUAAGUCCCGGUUCCGUCGAGCACAGGCUCUAGAGAAGCUUGGACAGCUGGAACAAGCUUUUUUAGAUGCCCAGAAAUGUGCACAGUUGGAGCCCAAGAAUAAAGCUUUCCAGGAUCUCCUCAGACAGCUAGGAGCACAGAUCCAGCAGAAGGCAGCCCAGUUCUCCUCCACAGACUCACGAGUUCAACAGAUGUUCAAACUACUUUUGGACAGCUCAGCACAGACUUCAGACAGACAGAAGGCUGCUCAGAAUCUGGUGGUGCUCUCACGGGAGGAUGCUGGUGCUGAGCAGAUCUUCAGGAAUGAUGGGGUCAAACUCCUUCAGAAACUCCUGGAGUCUCAGGAGGAGGAACUGGUUCUCUCCGCUCUCAGAACUCUGGUUGGCCUGUGUACUGGACACCAAUCAAGGACAAUGGCCAUUGUGAACGAGCUCGGCAUGGACAGCUUGUGUGGCGUCAUGGGUUCUUCUGCCUCUGCCGUGUCUCUAUCUGCAUGUCACCUGCUUCAAGUGAUGUUUGAGGCUCUCACAGAGGGCAUGAAGAAAGAGAUCAGAGGAAAAGAUGAGGCUAUACUGCCAGAACCCUCCCGUGAGCUGCGCUCCAUGUUGCGACAUCUCAUUGACAUGCUGCCUGCAACAAGUGUGUCUGGAUCUGGACGUGACAGUGCCAUCAACCUGCUGGUCAAACAGGUGCCACGAAAAUCUCUGAAAAACCCAGACAACUCGCUCACCCUGUGGGUUAUCGACCAAGGUAUUAAGAAGAUUCUAGAAGUAGCAGGAACUGUUCCUGAGUUUGGGAAUGGGCCGCCGCUCACAGACAACACUCCCAUGAGCUGCUCCGUUCUACUUAAUAAGCUCUACGACGACCUGAGGAGUGAAAAAGAGAGAGAGAACUUCAGCAAACUCUGCGAGGAAUAUGUUCAGCAUCAUUUUGGCAGCUCUAGUAUGGAGAGUAAACUGCGUGCGAUACAGACCGUGUCAGUCCUGCUGCAGGGUCCCAGUGAUGUGGGGAAUCUAACCCUGGAACUGAGCGGUAUCAUGGAGGCCGUCAUCUCCCUUUGCGCCUCUGAAAACAUCUCCCACCAGCAGGUGGCAGUAGAGGCGCUCAUUCACGCUGCGGGUAAAGCAAAGAGAGCGUCGUUCAUCACAGCCAAUGGCGUUGCUCUGCUCAAAGACCUUUACAAGAAAAGCGAAAACGACCGAAUACGUGUGCGAGCACUGGUGGGGUUGUGCAAACUUGGCUCUGCUGGAGGCACCGAUUUCAGCAUGAAGCAGUUUGCCGAAGGUUCAACACUCAAACUCGCCAAGCAGUGCAGGAAGUGGCUUUGCAAUGAAUCUCUGCCCCCAACAUCACGCCGCUGGGCCAUCGAGGGUCUGGCAUACCUCACGCUGGACGCAGAUGUGAAAGAGGACCUGGUGGAGGACAAGAAAGCCCUUCAGGCCAUGUUUGAGUUGGCAAAGUCUGAGGAUAAAACCGUGUUAUUUGCCAUCGGAUCCACGCUGGUCAACUGCACCAACAGCUAUGAAAUCGAGAAGCCUGACCCCCAGAUGGUGGAACUUGCUAAAUAUGCGAAACAGCACGUACCUGAGGAGCAUCCAAAGGAUGCACAGUCAUUUGUCGAGAAGAGGGUUGUGAAACUCUUGGAAGCUGGAGUGGUGUCAGCAUUGGUGUGUAUGGUGAAACAGGAGAGUCCCACCCUCACGGAAGCCUGCAGAGAGUGUAUUGCCAGGGUGAUGUUGGCGCUGGUGGUGAGACAUGAGGACAGGGGUUUAGUUGUUGCACAAGGUGGUGGAAAGGCCUUGUUACCGCUAGUUUCCGAGAGCACAGAUAUGGGCAAAAUAAAAGCAGCGCAAGCUCUGGCCAAGAUCACCAUCACCUCCAAUCCUGAGAUCGCCUUCCCAGGCGAGAGGGUGUAUGAGGUGGUGAGACCAUUGGUUAGUCUGUUGGCACUUGACUGCACAAUGCUGCAGAACUUUGAGGCUCUGAUGGCACUUACCAACCUGGCUGGCAUCAGUGAGAGACUCAGGCAGAAGAUCAUCAAGGAGAAAGCCGUGCCUAAAAUAGAGGGCUACAUGUUUGAGGAGCAUGAAAUGGUUCGUGCUGCAGCCACCGAAUGUAUGUGUAAUCUGGCCUUAAGCACUGAGGUGCAGAAGCUAUAUCAGGCUACAGAGAGUGACCGGCUCAAGUUGUUGGUGCUUUAUAGCGGAGAAGAUGAUGAGCGAUUGAGGAAGGCAGCAUCAGGCACGUUGGCUGUGUUGACAGGAGAUAGUCCAGAACUAUGUUUGCGUAUACCCGGAACAACAAGUCACUGGCUUGAGAUCUUCCAGGCUUUGUUGCUCAGUGAGAGUCAGGACCUGCGGCAUCGUGGCGUGGUGAUAAUAAUGAACCUAAUGCAGGCUGAUAAGAGCCUUGCAGAGAAGUUGAUUGAGAGCGAGGCACUGGAGAUCCUUUCUGUAUUGACUACAGGAGAUGACCCCAUCCAGGCCUCCAUCCGCAAAGCCGCCCAGCGCUGCUUGGAUCUGGCUAUGGAGUAUGGCCUCAUCCGUAGCAAUGAGGGAGGAACUAACGGAAAUUCCGAAGAAUAAUCUGAAGUCUGCUUCUCUUGCAGGGAUCAGCUGUUGAGUUAUAGCAAUAUAUCAAUGUGAUGCAAUCUAAAGCUUUUUUCCACACAGUCGUUUGGAGCUUUAUAUUCACUAUGGAUAAAAACAGCAUACAUUUCACACUGUCCAAAGAGACCAAAUAUUGCGUUCAUUCACUUCCAUUCCAUUUCUUGCACUCAAACAAUUUAUUUUAUGUGUGCAUUCCAAUAUAUUAUAAAAUUAUUCCUCUUAAAUGCAUUGGCCCUCAUGUUUGUUAAGGGCACACAUGAAAAAAAAAUUAUCUUAUGUUAUUUAUGCAUUGACACAAUUGUUUGAUAUCACCUCAAUAUUUAAAGUCUUUAAUUACUGAAUGUGAAAUGAUGUAUUCUGGUUUUAUAUAAACACUACU
Xyrauchen texanus (razorback sucker) is the source of this 3377-nucleotide messenger RNA. RefSeq names its product protein unc-45 homolog A-like. NCBI's taxonomy places the organism in Eukaryota, Metazoa, Chordata, Actinopteri, Cypriniformes, Catostomidae. The coding region runs from base 164 to 2974 and encodes 936 amino acids. The record is from RefSeq and is a predicted model, not a curated record. The transcript is spliced from 19 exons. Gene Ontology annotation, molecular function: Hsp90 protein binding.